Messenger RNA from Nakaseomyces glabratus, 2607 nucleotides. It is a transcript of the gene SOG2, whose product is annotated as Sog2p. NCBI's taxonomy places the organism in Eukaryota, Fungi, Ascomycota, Saccharomycetes, Saccharomycetales, Saccharomycetaceae. The record is from RefSeq and is a predicted model, not a curated record. Gene Ontology annotation, molecular function: protein binding.
AUGCCACUAGCAAAUGAAAAAUACAAUGACGAUAGUUCAAAGGGGUCUCAAGCUAUGAAUGAGUUAAGUAUAGAUGAAAUGAGAGAAGUAAUAGAUCAUGAGUUAACACAACAGGAAUCAAAAAAUAGCUCCACUGUUAAACUUAUAGGACUGAACCUUAAAACAAUACCACCGGAAGAUAUUAAACUACUUGCAAAUGCAGAAAGACUCUCACUAAGGAAAAACAACAUAACAUACUUACCAGAAAACUUUAGUGAGUUAAAAAACCUGCGCUACCUCGAUCUGCAUAGUAAUGGGCUUCGAGAGAUCCCGGUUGAACUUCUGAAUUGCCAGAAGUUGGAAAUUUUGGAUAUAUCAUCCAAUAAAAUCUCUCAGCUUCCAGAGGAAUUUCCAAGCGUAUUCUCUACUAGAUUAAAGGUUAUAUCUCUGAAGAACAACAGACUUACCUCAAUUUGGAAACUAUCUCCUAUUCUUCAACUAAAUCAUAUAAAAGUUCUAGAAAUUGAAGGAAACCCUAUACCGAAAGAAGAACUUGAUCAAGUACUAUCUUAUGUUCCAAAUCAACAAAACUUACCUAAAGAUGAGUAUUGGGCAAUUGCCAUUCCUCGCUUUCUUAACAAUCACCCAAAAAUGAAAGUACAGUCGCUAGAGUCAAAAUUGAGUAGAGCGGCAAAGCGGAUGGGGUUUGUUAAUACCAUACCAGUAACUGAUGAACAAUUGAAUGAUUCUAGCAUCUCAUCUGCCACUAUAUCAGAACAUAUCAAUAAUGUUACUAUUGCCAAAGAGAAUUUCACAGAUACGAAUAUGAAUACACCUAAUGUUCUGUCUUCAAAUGACCUCUACAACCAUACUAAAUACAACGAUUAUUUCAAAAGACUAUCAAUUCUUCCAGAAGAGGUUAACCAGGAACAGCAUAAAGUAUCACACACUGAUUUGGUUGUUGCUUGUCGCAAAUUAUUGUUUAGUUUUACAGAGUGUCAACAGGCAAUACGAAAGAUCACUUCACUUUGUAAAGAAAAGUCCAUUGCUGUGAAUGUGGUAUCUCUUCUAUAUUCGGUUAGAUCACACAUUGAUAAUCUUGUGGAAAUUUUAGAACAGUCUGACAAUCAAGAAAUCUCGAACGACCAACCUUUGAUCACACUUUGUAUGACUAUCAUCUCAAUAUUUAAACAAAUUAUUGCGCUGUUACAGAAAAAUUUUAAAGCUUUUUUUGAGGAAGAUGAUUUAUGUUUCAUAAGAAUGUUUUUCAUGUCACUAGUGUGUUCAUAUACUGAAAUGUACAAUGCAUGGAGCUUUAUUACACCACAGGAGACACUUUUACUACAUAAGAAAAGUGCCAGUAACAAUAGCAAUAAAAUUCAACCUGAGAGUGAUGGUCAUCCGGCUAUAAUAAGAAGUAAAAGCGAAGCGAACAGUAGGACAGACCAUGUCGGAUUAAGCAGAAAACCAACGCUAACUAAUGUUUCAAAACCAGAUAUUGCUGGAGUACGAUUGUCAAAUGAAGAAAAAACUAGAUAUCAUGAUGCCGUAUCUGAUCAAGAAAGCUCAGUAGAACACAAUGAAUCAGGCAUUCCAAAAGUAGCCAGGUCAAGAAGUAAUACCAUACAAGGUAGAGGAACAGGUAGUCUUUUGAAUGUUAAUGGAUCUAAGUCUAAUAUAAUAACAUCUCCUAAUGGUGUUAGUCAGUUACGAACUCAAGGACAACUACCUACUCAUGCAGUUGCUACUACAAACAGUACUCAAGAGCAAGGUUCUUCGGACAAACAUAAAAUGAAUAUUUCUAAUUUAGCUAAGACAGCAGAUAAUAGAGGUGGUAAUUUCAAGAAUCCACCUGAUGAGAAACAGAUUAACAAUGAACUUCAAAAUGGAAAUGUGUCUCUUACAGCACCAAAACUAAAGCAAGUACAGCAACCCCCAUUAACUGAGAAGGGUGGAAUCUCAACACCGACUGGAACGGAUGUAGAUAUUGAUCAGCAACUUCACGAAACAUUGGGAACAGUAGUUAAGAUGGUGACAAUGGUGUAUAAUCAACUUACAUCUGAAAUAUCUAAAGUUGCUUUGGCUAGUUCAACAGGACAUCAGGUAUUGACCGAUACACUAGCUACCAAAAUAAAAGAUUUAACAGAUACCUGUAGGCAAUUAUUGCAAUUAUCACAGGUACUAGGUGAAAGGUUACGGCUUCUGACUGGUGAUGGAAUAACUGCUGAAAAGUAUUCAACGACCUCUGAAAAGCUAAAAACAUGGGAAAGUAUCAAUGCCUUCCUCAAAGCAAUUAUUUCAAUUCUUGCCAAUGCAAAGACUUUAAUGGCUGAUUUGCCAAGUCUAAAUGAAGUAAGGCCACAACUUGCUUCGUUAGCCAAGAUAACCAAAGAUGUUACGGUGAUUUUAGAUUUGAGUUCAUAUAAAGCAGUUUCUGUUGCAGCAGCAAAUCAAGAAGCUCUACAGCAUAACAAUAACAACUCUGAAACAAAAUCUGGAGAUUCCAAAUCGCCAGUAAACGAAUCGGCUAUAAGUGGUGAUCACAGUCAUACAGACAUCGCCAAUGUUCCACUGUUUACACCACAGGCUGCUAGUGCUUAUAUGAGGGAUCCAUUCGACCAACAGUAA